Mucor mucedo is the source of this 426-nucleotide messenger RNA. RefSeq lists its product as uncharacterized. Bases 1 to 426 code for a protein of 141 amino acids. The transcript has 2 exons. Lineage: Eukaryota; Fungi; Mucoromycota; Mucoromycetes; Mucorales; Mucoraceae. The record is from RefSeq and is a predicted model, not a curated record.
AUGUUCUUUGAUGAUGUAAUCAAAUACUAUGUUUUAAUUUUAGGAUCACUCAAUAUUUUAGCUUUCACGUUUGACGAUUCAAACAGGGCCUUCCGCAAUGUACUUAUUAAUGUAAAUAACGUGAAACCACUGCCAAUGGUUGAUGAUGAAGCAAAUUUCCUUCUCAUAAAAGACAAGAAAAUAAAAAUUUCAGGUUUCUCGGACAAGCCCGCAAAGCUCAGGUAUGGGGUAUAUCGAUAUGUUUGGGAGAACAUCAAGGACCUCACAAUUGUUGUUGUCGGAAUGGGUAUUAUCCCUCAGAACUGCAUCGCUGUUUCUACCAGCGAGAUGAUCAGUCGUACAAGGAAAAAUGCAAGUGGUACGUCCGUUUCCGGUCCUAUGAGUACGGUUUACUCUUACAACACCAAUGUGAGAAACACAAUUUAA